This is a messenger RNA of Echinostoma caproni, 369 nucleotides long. Lineage: Eukaryota; Metazoa; Platyhelminthes; Trematoda; Plagiorchiida; Echinostomatidae. The record is from the annotation of a GenBank genome assembly.
AUGCUUCGCUCAUGUACCGCGCCUUUGUACAAUCAUUCGUUGAUCAAUCUGAACUGGCCGUUUGUUCUGCGCGAACUGCACGUAUGUUCUGCUUGCAUACUGUGCUUUGCGCAUGUAGCUCACUCCAAGACGCGAGCAGAACAGGAUCGUGACAACGAUUCGGCCACCACACCAAUAUCCGCCUGUGAACUGGCUCUGAAUACCUAUCUGUUUGCAACCCUACGCACGUCACUUUCUCAACAGGAACGUUUGCACCGAAAAUCGUCCUCUACCGAGCCGAUUGGUUUGUCCGAUAUUGCUGUGCAGCGAAUCUGUCGAGUAAGUGUACAAACUGGAACAGUAUUGAGUCUGGACAUUCUGAUAAUUUGA